UUACAUCUCUCUACCCUAUCUAUAAAAUUAAUAUAAAAUUCUCAUCUCUCCCUCUCAAAAACCCUCCAAUUCUUCCCUCUUCGAAUUCACCGCCAUGGCUGCAAUUUCGCAGUUCAUAGCUCUGCUUCUAUUAGCUCUAUUGCUCUCCGUCGCCGACGUCUGCAAUGGAGGUAUUACCAGUAAAUACACCAGGAAACCUGAAGCUUCCGUCGACAUGCCCGUCGAAGCGUUCCCCCCGCCCCCUGGUUUCAACGCACCGGAGCAGGUUCACAUAACCCAGGGAGAUCGCCAUGGCAGAGGCAUUAUAAUCUCAUGGGUAACGCCACGGUCGCCCCACCCGAAUGUUGUCAGAUAUUGGGCUGAAGAUAGCGACGAAAAUCAGAAGCAAAAAGCACAUUCCAGAAUCACUACUUACAAAUAUUACAAUUACACUUCUGGAUUCAUACACCACGCCACCAUUGACGAACUUGAGUACGAUACUAAAUACUUCUAUGAGCUCGGGAGCGGCAACACGAAGCGCGGAUUUUCGUUCAGAACGCCUCCCAAGCCCGGGCCUGAUGUUCCGUACACAUUCGGCAUUAUUGGCGAUCUUGGACAGACUUAUGAUUCUAAUAAAACUUUUGAGCAUUAUUUUACAAACCCCAAGGGACAAGCCGUGCUGUUCGUCGGAGAUCUUUCUUACGCCGACAACCAUCCGUACCACGACAACAGGAAGUGGGAUACAUGGGCUCGAUUUGUCGAGAAAUCAACUGCCUAUCAGCCGUGGAUUUGGACCGCCGGCAAUCACGAAAUGGAUUUCGCUCCAGAAAUUGGAGAAAACACCCCUUUCAAGCCUUAUACGCAUCGGUAUCACGUUCCUUACAAAACAUCACAAAGCUCGUCACCACUGUGGUAUUCGAUCAAGCGUGCAUCUGCCUACAUUAUAGUCCUUUCGUCCUACUCUGCUUAUGGUACAUAUACUCCGCAAUACCAGUGGCUGGAGAAUGAGUUUUUGAAGGUGAAGAGAGAUGAGACUCCAUGGUUGAUUGUUAUGCUUCAUUCUCCCUGGUAUAAUAGUUACGACUACCAUUAUAUGGAAGGAGAGAGCAUGCGGGUUAUGUUCGAGUCCUGGUUUGUUCAGAACAAAGUUGAUCUUGUUCUUUCUGGCCACGUCCAUGCUUAUGAGCGUUCGGAGCGAGUGUCCAAUGUGAGAUACAACAUCACAAAUGGAUUGAGCACUCCAAUUAGAGACGUUAAUGCACCAAUUUACAUAACAGUCGGUGAUGGUGGAAAUAUUGAAGGUCUUGCUAACCGUUUCACAGAGCCACAACCAAGUUACUCAGCGUAUCGGGAGGCAAGCUUCGGGCACGCAAUGCUUGAAAUCAAGAAUCGAACUCAUGCAUACUAUACAUGGCACCGCAACGAAGACCAUGAGCCUGUUGCUGCUGAUUCACUUUGGAUAUAUAACAGAUACUGGUUCCCACAAGACGAGGCUUCUUCUCAAUAGACUUUCCAAAAAGAAAAAGAUAACUUUUGCGGUUUUUAGGUUGUAGUGCAGUGUUUUGUGGUGGAUUUUAGCAUCUUCAUUCCCUAUUGCACACACAGUGAAUAAAAUAACCAUUUGUUCGUGCAAAA
Molecule: messenger RNA, 1614 nt
Organism: Momordica charantia (bitter melon)
Lineage: Eukaryota; Viridiplantae; Streptophyta; Magnoliopsida; Cucurbitales; Cucurbitaceae
Gene: PAP25
Product: purple acid phosphatase 25
Molecular function (GO): acid phosphatase activity; metal ion binding
Source: RefSeq, a predicted model, not a curated record